AGUUUAAAUUUUUUUUCCAACAAUUAAGUGAAGCGAUUUAAUUUCAAUUUAUCGACGUGAAAUCCUGUUUACAUUCAUUGCUGCCUUGGCAACAAGUCAACAGUUUCAUUCAUUCGUAUCGUGCAAGUCGUUUGAAAUCAACCAAAUCUAACGUUGAAUUAAGGAAUUUUUUAUUGAAAUAUUCUUGACAUUUCGUGGAAGGAUACGAUCCUAUUGUAAUGCUGAUCUAAAUCCCAUUCUCUUUCCACCUACCCGCUAUGCAAAGAUGAUCCGAUGAUGGCUUCGCGGGAAGGAUUAUGCUCUAUGUCACCGGAAUCAACAAGUUAACCACAGAACUCUGCGAACUUCUUCCUCCGCUCAGCCACAUCGGCCAUGUCCGAUUCGGACGGGGAGGGUAUCGACGUGGAAAAACAGGUGAAGAUCGUGAUUUUGGGCGAGACGAACGUCGGAAAGACCAGUCUGAUCAAGAGGUACUGUUUCGACGAAUUCUCGAGAUAUUACAACCAGACGGUGGGUGCAGAUUUCUAUCUGAGGAGGUUGGCUUUACCAGGAAGGCAUGAAGUGACUGUCAGAAUAUCGGAUAUUGGAGGGUUUGAGUUUAAGGGGUCUAUGCUGCCAAACUAUCUCUUCAACACUGAUAUCAUAAUUUUGAUGUACGACAUUACGAAUUCUGUGAGUUUCGAAUAUCUGUUGGUCUGGCUCAACGAGGUGGAUAAAAUUGUGAAGAAGAGGCCUUUAGUUGCUGUCGUAGGAAGUAAAUGCGAUGUGGAGCACCACAGAAACGUGAAACCAGCUGAAGUUAAGCGGUUCGUUGAAAAUCAAAAUAUGCUCAGUUUCUUGGUAUCGUCAAAAACUGGGGAGGGGGUGAAUAAUUGCUUUUUGGAACUGGUAGCUGGUCAUUUGGGCAUACCACUUACUGACAAAGAUAAAGAACAGCAACAAUCCAUAGUGAAAGCCGAAAUAAUGCCUCCCUCUGCAAGGGUACCCAUGAAACCACAGAAAACUGGAUCCACAAGCCAGAACAGCUCAUCGUCUGUGUGUUGUAUGCAAUAAAACGCAGAAACUACUUAUAUGUGCCUUUUUAUUCGAAAUAAAAUGUAAUUUGCA
This is a messenger RNA of Coccinella septempunctata (seven-spotted ladybird), 1107 nucleotides long. RefSeq names its product ras-related protein Rab-28-like. NCBI's taxonomy places the organism in Eukaryota, Metazoa, Arthropoda, Insecta, Coleoptera, Coccinellidae. Gene Ontology annotation, molecular function: GTPase activity; GTP binding. Gene Ontology annotation, cellular component: endosome; Golgi apparatus. The coding region runs from base 373 to 1053 and encodes 226 amino acids. The record is from RefSeq and is a predicted model, not a curated record. The transcript has 6 exons.